GAGCUUGGAGUCUUCAUCUGAUAUUUAUAUAACCUAAGUUCAGUCUGUGACAAGCGUUCAUGGAAGACGGACGUUAUGUUGGAAAAAAUACUUUUUAUAUUCGCUACAGUAUGCAGUCUAUGCCUGAUACAGGCUAGUGCUGCAUACACGGUCCCACCGGCCAAGCUUGAAGCGAUCUAUCCCAAAGGAUUGCGAGUCACAGUCAAAGACGAUGGCUUCUCACUCAUGGCCUUCCACGGUAACCUCAACCAGGAGAUGGAAGGUCUGGAGGCGGGGCAAUGGGCUCGAGAUAUUACCAAGCCCAAGAACGGGGUAUGGACCUUCAGAGACAAAAACGCACAAUUAAAACUAGGGGACAAAAUAUACUUCUGGACCUAUGUCAUCAAGAAUGGUCUGGGAUAUAGGCAGGACAAUGGAGAAUGGACUGUCACUGAAUUUGUCAACGAAGAUGGAACACCAGUAGACCCAGCCAAUCUUCCAGAACCUGGACCAACACCUGCUCCCGGUCCGGACCCUACCCCCUACAAUCCCCCACCAGUCUGCCAGAAGUCACAGACAGAGGUCCAAGGUCUCAGAUCCGUAUGCCAAGGUGCUCUCAUCUUCACUGAGGACUUCAACAAACCAAAUUUGGAUAAGUUGAACCAAUGGGACGCUGAGGUUAUGCUUCCUCGAGGGCCGGAUUACCCAUUCAACGCGUACGUAAAGGACACAGUAACGUUGGAUAGCGGUGACCUGAAGAUCAAGCCCGUGCUUACCGAGUCGCGGUUUGGUGAUGCUUAUAUAGACGGCGAAUGGGACUUGACCAGUUCGUGCACAGGCCAGGUUGGCACACAGGAGUGCUACUUGCAGUCAUCUGGCGCCAACAUCCUGCCGCCAGUCACCAGUGGCAAAAUCACAACGCGCAAUCGGUUCAACUUCAAGUACGGCAGGAUCGACGUGAGAGCUAAAUUACCGGCUGGGAACUGGCUUAUACCAGAAAUCAACCUCGAACCUCGCGACAGCGUCUACGGCAAACAACGUUAUGAGUCUGGCCUCAUGCGAGUAGCUUUUGUAAGGGGAAAUCCGCCCUUCAGCAAGAGGCUGUAUGGUGGACCAGUCCUCACGGAUGCCGAGCCUUACAGAACCUUCCUCCUGAAAGAACACCUCGGCAUCGAUAACUGGAACAAGGAUUUCCAUAACUACAGUAUGAUUUGGAAACCAAAUGGUAUCCAGCUGUUCGUAGACGGCGUCCACUAUGGGGACGUAAACCCUGGAGAAGGCUUCUACUAUACAGCCAAACAGCACGCCGUACCACACGCUUCCAUGUGGCUGAAGGGAUCCAUUAUGGCGCCACUUGAUCAAAUGUUCUACAUCUCACUCGGCGUGCGCGCAGGUGGCAUCAACGACUUCGCAGACAACCCUGACAAGCCGUGGAGCAAUGGAGCCAGCAAGGCAGUGUACAGGUUCUACCAGCAGCAGGACUCCUGGUUCCGGACCUGGACAUCACCAGAGCUGAUUGUUGACUCCGUUAACGUUUACGCUUUGUGAUUCUUUAAUGUUAGAUGUUUUUUUGGAAAUAAAGACUCUUAG
Messenger RNA from Maniola jurtina (meadow brown), 1569 nucleotides. Its product is annotated as beta-1,3-glucan-binding protein-like. The record is from RefSeq and is a predicted model, not a curated record. Gene Ontology annotation, molecular function: hydrolase activity, hydrolyzing O-glycosyl compounds; carbohydrate binding. Bases 76 to 1527 code for a protein of 483 amino acids. Gene Ontology annotation, biological process: carbohydrate metabolic process. The transcript is spliced from 8 exons. Lineage: Eukaryota; Metazoa; Arthropoda; Insecta; Lepidoptera; Nymphalidae.